AAUUAUUAAUUCCACAGAAAAUGUGCGACUGGCACAAUGCGAGUGGGCAAAGGCUGUGCUCAUAACGAGUCAAAGAUGUGUGUGCCCUGAACCACCCAGCCACCCAACAAGCCACCCACCCACCGUGCAACAAAUAAAGCGGCAGCUUGUCCCAUCAUGGAGCUGGAUUGGGGUACGGAAUCGGCAGCACGUCUGCCCAGCCUCGUGGACAACGAUCCGGCCAGCAAUUGGUCCACGCUGGCGAACUUCACGCGCCUCUUCAAUGCCGCCCCGGAGCUGGUCAACUACACGCUCAACACGCUGCUGGAGCCCACGCCCGUGCCCGCCUUUGCCGCCAUGACGAACAGCUCCUCGCUGGCGCACACCGACAGCCUGCACGAUGCAGGUGGAGGCGCACCCAUGGCCGAGCAGUUGCCGGAGCACAUGAUGGACCAUGCGCCACAGCUGUCACGCUCCGGGCUGCUCAAGGUCUAUGUGCUGGCCGUGAUGGCGCUCUUCUCGCUGCUGGGCAAUCUGCUGACCAUUUGGAAUAUCUACAAGACGCGCAUCUCGCGUCGCAACUCGCGGCACACGUGGAGCGCCAUCUACUCGCUGAUGUUUCACCUCUCGAUAGCCGAUGUGCUCGUCACGUGGUUCUGCAUUAUCGGAGAGGCUGCCUGGUGCUACACGGUGCAGUGGCUGGCCAACGAGCUCACCUGCAAGCUGGUGAAGCUCUUCCAAAUGUUUAGCCUCUACCUCUCGACCUAUGUCCUGGUGCUGAUUGGCGUGGAUCGCUGGAUUGCUGUGAAGUAUCCAAUGAAGUCGCUGAACAUGGCCAAACGCUGCCAUCGCCUGCUCGGUGGCACUUAUAUACUCUCGCUGGUGCUCAGCCUGCCACAGUUCUUCAUAUUCCAUGUGGCGCGUGGCCCUUUUGUGGAGGAGUUCUAUCAGUGUGUGACCCACGGCUUCUACACGGCGGACUGGCAGGAGCAAAUGUAUGCCACCUUCACGCUGGUCUUCACAUUCCUGCUGCCACUUUGCAUACUGUUCGGCACAUACAUGUCCACUUUUCGCACCAUUUCAAGCAGCGAAAAGAUGUUUCAGGGCUCCAAGUUGGCCAACUAUUCCACGAAUAAGCUGCCCACUCAGACAAAUCGACAGCGACUCAUACACAAGGCCAAGAUGAAGUCACUGCGGAUAUCCGUGGUGAUCAUCAUAGCGUUCCUCAUCUGCUGGACCCCCUACUAUGUGAUGAUGAUUAUGUUCAUGUUUCUGAAUCCCGACAAGAGGCUGGGCGAUGAUCUGCAGGAUGCCAUUUUCUUCUUUGGCAUGUCCAACAGCCUUGUCAACCCGCUCAUCUAUGGCGCCUUCCAUCUGUGUCCCGGCAAAGGCAGCAAGUCCAGUGUGGGUGGCAACAAUAAUGCCUACAGCUUGAACAGAGGCGACUCGCAGCGCACGCCCUCGAUGCUGACAGCCGUGACGCAAGUGGAUGGCACCGGUGGCAGCUCACGGCAGAUGCGGGCCUUUCGGCAGCAGAGCUACUACCGCAGCACGAGCAACAGUGGGGCAGCAGCACCACCCUUCAAGGAGCAAGUGGGUCUGCUGCAUGUGGGUCCCGGCUCGAACGGCGCUGCCGCUGGCUCUGGCUCUGUGUGUGGCAGCAACAGCGCCACGCCGCAACUGAUGCGGAAGGGCUCCUCCGUGCGCAGUCCCCAUCCACAUUUGGCCAUUCUCGUGCGGCAUCCCAGCUGCCUGCGGGAACAGGAACAGCAGCGACUGCUGCUGCAGACAGCGACGACAACCACAAUCCCCUCCAGCGUGGUGCUCAACUAUGACGGGCAGCGUGGCGGUGUGGGCGUGGGACUGGGCAUGGCCAGUGCGCUGCUGGACAAUAAUGAGCGGGUGUCGAGCGUGUGAGAGCAGCUGGCGAUGGCGGUGGAGAAUGCGACAGCAACAGAUGGGCCAGAGGAUGCGUGCACCUGCUGCCAUUGCCUGAGCAGGGAGCUGGUGCGGCGGCAGCAAGAACUGCCAGAGAUACCAGUGCAGUGAGAGAUGUCAAAGGAGCUUAGAAUAAGAGAGUGAGAGUGAGAGUUAGAGCAAAGGUGAAUUUACUUAGAAGGUGGCGUUAUCCGCUAACUUAUUCACCACGCUCUCUAGGCGCUGGAAGGGGAUAGAGAUAGGGAUCACAGCUGUGGUGAAGACCAGUGAAGACAGUCACCUUGUAGGUAAAUUCACACUGGUAAGAGCAGUAGGUAAGAGCAUAGAGUACGAGAGUGAGAGCAAGAGUGAGAGAGUGAGAGUAAAAGCUUAACGUAAGAGUAAGAGUGAGUGAGCGUGCGAGAGUGAGUGAGGGUGCACACCUGGAACAGGAUGAGCCGUGUGUGUGUCUGUUUGUGUGUUUGUCAGCUGUGCGCAUCGAUGAUCAGAUCAUCGUGCUGGUUAGUUAAUACAAACUGAGAGUUAAGUCUUUAAAACACACAAAGGGUGUGCUUAGCGUAGCGUGUGUUUCGUUUGUUUCGUUGUUUGUUUAUUCCUAGUUCGUAUCAGAGCCAGUCCCUCUGUGGGGCGUGUGGCACGUGCAGCUCCUGCAGCGACAAGUAUUUUAAUUAGCAAUUAAUCCUUUUGCCAUGCAGCCAACGUUGGCAGGCAAUCAAACGCUGAUGCUGCUCUUUGCAGUCAAUCACUUUGCUUGCUUCAGUUUCCUCCCUGCAGCGACAGGGCAAAAGUUUGUUAAACGGAUUCAAGUCCCUUCCCUCAGUUGCUAGUUCUCGUUAGUUCGAAGCCACAAACAGGGUAAUAACUAUCUACUUAAUACAAAUUUUAACUAUGAAUGUACAAUAUGAAUAUGAAUGUGCAUUUUCUUGGGAGACACGUUUUGAGCUCCCAACUAGUGGCCCCCCUAAAUAGCAAUAGAAAAAGGAAAACAAAAACCAAACUACAAAAAAAUAGCAGACACUUACAGAGGAGUGUUUCUGGAUACUUUAGGCAGCGCCUUUUUUGUGUAUUUAUUUGAAGACAAUAAAAUCCAUAUUCAACUGGCUCGCAAAAGUCCUCAACGAGUUCCCUGAAGUGAGAGAACUUUUGCGGAAAUAAGUGUACCAAAUGUUUACCCUUUUUGGAAACUGUUUGCCCACAACUCAAUGGGUGAUUACGUGAUGUACCAUAACUUCCCCAGCUACUCCAGCAGCCUGUACCCCGUGUGUGUGUGCGUGUGUGUGUGUACUGUACUUAUGUAUAAAUAAUCUGUGUCAAAUUUGUAUAGUUUAUUUUUAAUAAAAACCGAAUGAUCCUUCCGAGA
Drosophila subobscura is the source of this 3277-nucleotide messenger RNA. Its product is annotated as gonadotropin-releasing hormone receptor. Bases 157 to 1896 code for a protein of 579 amino acids. The transcript is spliced from 5 exons. Gene Ontology annotation, molecular function: corazonin receptor activity. Gene Ontology annotation, cellular component: membrane. Lineage: Eukaryota; Metazoa; Arthropoda; Insecta; Diptera; Drosophilidae. The record is from RefSeq and is a predicted model, not a curated record. Gene Ontology annotation, biological process: neuropeptide signaling pathway.